ACGGUUUUCUGGGAAAGUUUCAACAGGCCGCCAUUUUGCUCUGAGAAACAGAGGGAAAGCAGCAGAGGUUGUAGCUCGUAAAAGGCUCAACGCACCACCAGACACAAUGGCGAGUCCGGGAAAAGACAACUACAGGAUGAAGAGCUACAAGAACAAAGCGUUGAAUCCUCAGGAGAUGCGUCGGAGGAGAGAGGAGGAAGGAGUCCAGCUCCGCAAACAGAAGAGAGAGGAGCAGCUGUUCAAGAGGAGAAACGUUAGUGUUCCUUCAGGUGAAGAGUCGAUGCUGGAGUGUCCAAUCCAGGAUCCAGAUGUGAGCUCCACCGUACCCGUCACAGGUGAUGGAGUCAUUACUCCUGAUAUGAUUCAGAUGAUCUUCUCUGAGGACCCCGACCAGCAGCUGAUUGCUACACAGAAAUUUAGGAAACUGCUCUCCAAAGAGCCGAACCCUCCUAUCGACGAGGUCAUCUCCACAGCUGGGGUUGUGAAUCGUUUUGUGGAGUUCCUGAAGAGGAGCGAAAACUGCACCCUGCAGUUCGAGGCGGCCUGGGCUCUGACGAACAUCGCCUCCGGCACCUUUCUGCACACUAAAGUGGUGAUUGAAACAGGAGCUGUUCCCAUCUUCAUCGAGCUGCUGAACUCUGAGUAUGAGGACGUCCAGGAGCAGGCUGUGUGGGCUCUAGGGAACAUAGCCGGAGAUAACGCAGAGUGCAGAGACUACGUGCUGAACUGUUCCAUCCUGCCGUCCCUGCAGCAGCUGCUCGCUAAAUCCAACCGGCUCACAACCACCCGUAACGCAGUGUGGGCUCUGUCCAACCUGUGCCGGGGGAAGAAUCCACCGCCUGACUUUGCAAAGGUUUCCCCGUGUCUCAGCGUGCUGUCCAGACUGUUGUUCAGCAGCGAUCCUGACGUGCUGGCUGAUGCAUGCUGGGCUCUGUCCUACCUGUCAGACGGACCCAACGAGAAGAUCCAGACUGUGAUCGACUCGGGGGUCUGCCGCAGACUGGUGGAGCUGCUCAUGCACAGUGACUAUAAGGUGGUCUCUCCGGCUUUACGAGCGGUGGGAAACAUCGUGACAGGGGACGACAUCCAGACUCAGGUAAUCUUGAACUGUUCAGCUCUUCCGUGUUUACUGCACCUCCUCAGCAGUCCAAAGGAGUCCAUCAAGAAGGAGGCGUGCUGGACCGUGUCCAACAUCACAGCAGGAAACAGAGCUCAGAUCCAGAACGUCAUCGAUGCGAACAUCUUCCCCGUCUUGAUUGAGAUCCUUCAGAAGGCCGAGUUCCGCACGAGAAAGGAGGCAGCGUGGGCGAUCACUAACGCCACCUCUGGGGGAACACCUGCACAGAUCAGGUAUCUGGUGUCUCUGAACGCCAUCAAACCCAUGUGCGACCUGCUGACGGUGAUGGACUCAAAGAUCGUUCAGGUGUCUCUGAACGGGCUGGAGAACAUCCUCCGGCUGGGCGAACAGGAGGCCAAACAGAACGGCUCGGGCAUCAACCCGUACUGCGCUCUCAUCGAGGAGGCUUACGGUCUGGAUAAGAUCGAGUUCCUGCAGAGUCACGAGAACCAGGAGAUCUACCAGAAGGCCUUUGACCUGAUCGAGCAUUACUUUGGAGUGGACGAGGAGGACGCCAGCCUGGCCCCGCAGGUGGACCAGAACCAGGGUCAGUUUGUCUUCCAGCAGCAGGAAGGACCCAUGGAGGGCUUCCAGCUUUAACCUGGCCUCCCCCUCCCUACAGCCUUCGCAUUCUUCUUCUUGGUUUGUAUUCCUCGGCCAACGGGCCUUGCGGACUCUGCUGGGACCCGGAUUUGUCUCUGAUGAUUCAGUCCCCCCCCAACCCCCAGUCCUUCACUUCUGCAUCAGCUCCUCCUCUGCAGACAGAUGGAGGAGGUGAUUAGUGAGAGCAGUGAUGCCGUCUGAGAGUUUCACUCCGCUCAUGAUGACCUACAAGAGAGUCCCGUUUCCCAACAGCAGCAGCAAGAGGAGGAUGUUUCUCACCUCCUGUCGAGUCGAUUCCAACAGUCUGGACUUUUAAAUCAGCAUCCAUAUCCCGUCUUCAAUGUGAAACUACCUCUGCAAACUUCAGACAGAAAAAGGCCCUACAUGAACCCACUGAUGUUUCCUUUCUUGUGGCUGAUGGCAGACUUCAGUAAAUCCAGGAUGGGGGGGGAUUUAGUGACCCGUAGUGGAUGUAAAUACAGUCCUGCUGUACGUCCAGCUGCUCUGUCUCCUCUCCUCUCCUGUCCGUUUUUUAAAGGACUCUACGAGCACCUGGACUCUCUAAAUCUUUAAUUUAUUAGUCCUCUGCGCUGCGUGGAGCGUUUCUUGCCCUCAGCUCUGACUGAAGGCUCCCUGGAUGAUGCAUCACUCUUGUUUUUUGCUGCUUUUUUUCUUCAGUUCAGAGAGCGGGAUCAGGACAGGCGCUCUCUGUGUGACAUGGUGAAGUUCGUUGCUGGUGAAAUUAGAUUUUUCUUUUUCCCGGUUUCUACUCCGAACUAGCGACUUUAACACAUCUUUAACUUAUUUUUCUUGCUGCAGUCGUCUCCAUGCUGUGCUGGGAUCAGCCGCGGAGGGUUUGUAUAUUAUAUAUACAUGUAAGAAAGUGUAGAGAGAGUAUUUAAAGAGGCUGUGUGAAGCUGUGAUAUGCAAUUAUGUUUCAGGACUGAUAUGCCGCGUGAGUAUUCCAGUUUCUGAUUUUUCUGGAGGACUUUCUCCUCCUCAGCUUCUCGAUUUGAUGUUUUCAUGUUAAUGUCGUCGAAGUCUUCAGAUGAUCUUUAAACCACGAUUACAGCCGAACAUGAAAUCACAAGAAAAAAUAAAUAAUAUUUGUAAUGCAGAAAUGACAUCAAGCACAUUAAUGCUGUAUAGUUUUCUAAUAUUCCUGGUUUGUAUGAUUGUAUAUUUUUUUUUUUAGGUUUUUUGGUAGUGUCUCUGAUUUCUCCUGUAUGGAGUUUGUUUUGCGGUGUUUUAGUGGCUCUCAGUAGAAAUGUUGGAACAUGAAGUGUGCAGCGUGAGUCACUGUGUGCAGACACUCUCUGAGUCCUGACAAAACACACUCUUACUGUGUAAAAACAACUAAUAAACUGAUCUGUUGGAUACAAACCAAACACA
This is a messenger RNA of Labrus bergylta (ballan wrasse), 3112 nucleotides long. RefSeq names its product karyopherin alpha 5 (importin alpha 6) (gene kpna5). Lineage: Eukaryota; Metazoa; Chordata; Actinopteri; Labriformes; Labridae. Gene Ontology annotation, biological process: NLS-bearing protein import into nucleus. Gene Ontology annotation, molecular function: protein binding; nuclear import signal receptor activity. Gene Ontology annotation, cellular component: nucleus; nucleoplasm; cytoplasm. The record is from RefSeq and is a predicted model, not a curated record.